GGCGCCUCAUUGUUAUGCUGUCAGUCGGAAUCACAUGGCUCGGCCACUAUUAACAGAUGAGCUUGGCGGACAAGUUUGCAGAGUUGUGUUUCGCAGCCGUGGGGGACGGAGCUACACUUUUUAGCGGAGAGAAACUACGAGCACCUGCAAAAAAAAAAACAAACCCACACCUCUGCCUCUUUUGGGCGCAGCGUUUUCCCUUCUUAUGAAACUGGUCAGUACAUCUCUACCUCUUUUGCUUUUUUUUUUUGGUGCUGUUUUGAUUCAAGUCUUUUUUUCCCCUCCUUGCGUGCCUGUGAGUGAACAGCCAAAAAAAAGUCGCCCGAAUGUAUAACAUGCUGGAGACCGAGAUUAAGACCCCGCUCCCGCAGUCCAACUCGGGUUCAGCGCCGGGCUCAAAUAAGGCUAACAGUGCCAGCGACCAGGACCGGGUGAAGCGACCCAUGAACGCCUUUAUGGUAUGGUCGCGUGGCCAGCGGAGGAAGAUGGCGCAAGAGAACCCCAAAAUGCACAAUUCGGAGAUCAGCAAGCGACUCGGGGCCGACUGGAAACUUUUGACCGACGCCGAGAAGAGGCCGUUCAUCGACGAGGCUAAGCGUUUACGCGCCAUGCACAUGAAGGAGCACCCGGAUUAUAAAUACCGUCCCCGCAGGAAGACCAAGACCUUGCUCAAGAAAGACAAGUACUCUUUGCCCGGGGGCCUGUUGGCGCCGGGUGCCAACACUGUCAACAACGCCGUCUCGGUAGGGCAGCGGAUGGACAGCUACGCGCACAUGAACGGCUGGACGAAUAGCGCGUACUCCCUCAUGCAGGACCAGUUGGCCUACCCUCAGCAUCACGGCAUGAACAGCCCUCAGAUCCAGCAGAUGCACCGGUACGAGAUGGCGGGGCUUCAGUACCCCAUGAUGUCCUCGGCGCAGACCUACAUGAACGCGGCGUCCACGUACAGCAUGUCCCCGGCGGCGUACACGCAGCAGACCUCCAGCGCCAUGGGUCUGAGCUCCAUGGCGUCCGUGUGCAAGACCGAGCCGAGCUCACCACCGCCGGCCAUCACAUCCCACUCCCAGAGAGCGUGUUUAGGGGACCUGAGGGAUAUGAUAAGCAUGUACCUGCCCCCCGGCGGAGACAGCGCGGACCAUUCCUCCCUGCAGACCAGCCGGUUACACAGCGUACACCCGCACUAUCAGACCGCUGCCACCGGCGUCAACGGGACACUACCCCUAACCCACAUUUGAGAGUCAGAGACGAGAAAGACUUGCCAGUUUAAAAGUACUUCUUCGGAUACUUGAACAUUUUCCUUUCUUUUUUUUCUUUUUUUUUGUUUGAUUGCUAAAGAAUCGACGUUCAGUAGUUUUUUUUGUUAAAGUAAAUAAAUAAAUAAAUAAAUUGAAAUCUAUCUGAAUGAGUUGUCCAUUUGAAAGCAUUUUAAGACUAUAGCCAACGUGUCAUGGACCCGAGACUGAACGUUGAACCCAUCAGAGUAAAAGAAAAAACAAAAAAACAAACACUGCGUUGCAAAGAUGCUUUUAUCACGAUUAUAAGCAAUCAGCUGUAGAAUUGGACUUGUGACGUUUCGAAUAACGCCAUAUUUUCUCUCGAUGAAAAGGCAUGUGGCCUCGCGAGGAGGCUGUCGUAUUUCACAAAGGCUGGAUGGAGAGUCGCCUCCUAAAUGUUUACACUUCAUUUGUAGAAUAAUGUCAGUUGUCUCGGCUGUGUCCACAUCUCGUGUUGUAUCCCCCCCCUCAUAGGUCCGCAAUGAGACGUCGAGACGGCACGCGGGUCGCAAGCGCCAGUUUUAUUUAUAGUGACGUUUUGUUUUUGUUUUGUUUCUUUUCCAGCUCGUGAACCCUCUUGUUUGUUCCGUGACAUGUUCAUUUGUUUUGUGAAAGUUUCUGUUCCGUGAUGACUUUUUUUUCUUUUUUUUUGGACAGUCAUAUUUACUCAUAUCAGCGAACGGAAAUGGUUUAUUUAAACUGACGUUUCUACUUAUUUGAAGA
This is a messenger RNA of Lampris incognitus (smalleye Pacific opah), 1997 nucleotides long. RefSeq names its product SRY-box transcription factor 3 (gene sox3). The transcript has a single exon. The record is from RefSeq and is a predicted model, not a curated record. Gene Ontology annotation, molecular function: DNA-binding transcription factor activity, RNA polymerase II-specific; RNA polymerase II cis-regulatory region sequence-specific DNA binding. NCBI's taxonomy places the organism in Eukaryota, Metazoa, Chordata, Actinopteri, Lampriformes, Lampridae. The coding region runs from base 327 to 1235 and encodes 302 amino acids. Gene Ontology annotation, biological process: regulation of DNA-templated transcription; cell differentiation; anatomical structure morphogenesis.